This is a messenger RNA of Dromaius novaehollandiae (emu), 1840 nucleotides long. It is a transcript of the gene DNAJA4, whose product is annotated as DnaJ heat shock protein family (Hsp40) member A4. NCBI's taxonomy places the organism in Eukaryota, Metazoa, Chordata, Aves, Casuariiformes, Dromaiidae. The record is from RefSeq and is a predicted model, not a curated record. Gene Ontology annotation, biological process: response to heat; protein refolding. Gene Ontology annotation, molecular function: ATP binding; Hsp70 protein binding. Gene Ontology annotation, cellular component: cytosol; cytoplasm. The transcript is spliced from 7 exons. The coding region runs from base 281 to 1456 and encodes 391 amino acids.
CAUUAAGCGAAGAUUCCAGCUCUUUAAAGUCUGUAAUAACCAUCUGAGCUUGGCGGUUGGCCUGGUGGCUCAGCUGUGGCAGGAGGGCAUGAUGGCCUAAAGGAGAAGUGGAUGCGUUAGUUCCUUUAUUUUUUUAAACACAGCUUCAACUUGCCUCUUCAUUGCUUACAGUCCUAAUGGAUGUUCAUUCUUAGUAGUGAUGCUUGUUAAAACGGGCAAAGAUGAAAUGAUUACCAGUGUCCUGAUGGCCCUUGUGCUGUAUCGGAUGCUGUGAAGGUCAAUGCUGGAACCAGCUGCCUGUGCUGUUGUGUGUGUUGGGGUUGCAGUGGGUGGAGUUGUGCUCCUGAACAGGAUGAAGCUUUUAGGGAAAUUGGUAAUGCAGCUGUACAAGUUUAAACUCAUAUCCCAGGCAUAUGAAGUUCUGUCGGACCCAAAGAAAAGGGACCUCUAUGACCAGGGUGGGGAGCAGGCUAUUAAAGAAGGAGGCCUGAGUGGCGGCAGCUUCUCUUCACCCAUGGACAUCUUUGACAUGUUCUUUGGUGGUGGAGGCCGAAUGAAUAGAGAGAGAAGAGGCAAGAAUGUUGUGCACCAGUUAGGUGUAUCUCUUGAAGACUUAUAUAAUGGUAUUACAAGGAAACUGGCACUGCAAAAGAAUGUAAUUUGUUCCAAAUGCGAAGGUUAUGGUGGAAAGAAAGGGGCUAUAGAAAAGUGCCCUUUGUGUAAAGGAAGAGGAAUGCAAGUUAUAGUUCAGCAGAUUGGACCUGGUAUGGUACAACAAAUCCAAACUGUGUGUCCAGAAUGCAAAGGCCAAGGUGAAAGAAUAAAUCCAAAGGACAGGUGUGACAACUGCAAUGGCUGUAAGGUUGUAAGAGAGAAAAAGAUUAUAGAAGUUCAUAUUGAUAAAGGCAUGAAAGAUGGUCAGAAGAUAGUAUUUCAUGGGGAAGGUGAUCAGGAGCCUGAUCUGGAGCCUGGUGAUGUUAUAAUUGUGCUUGAUCAGAAGGAUCACAGUGUCUUUCAGAGGCGAGGGCAUGACUUAAUUACAAAAAUGAGAAUUCAACUUUCAGAGGCUUUAUGUGGCUUCAAAAAGACCAUUGAAACACUUGAUAACAGAGUCCUUGUAGUAACAUCUAGACCAGGUGAAGUGAUAAAACAUGGUGACUUGAAGUGCAUCCACAAUGAAGGGAUGCCUAUCUACAAAUCUCCAAUGGACAAAGGCAAUCUAAUUAUACAGUUUUUGGUCCAGUUCCCAGAGCAUUACUGGCUUCCGAGGGAGAAACUGUGUCUAUUGGAGGCUCUGCUUCCUCCACGAGAAGAUGUAAUGAUUACAGAUGAGAUGGACCAGGUAGACCUGGAAGACUUUGAUCCAAGUGAGCAAACCUACCGUAACAGUGGGGGAGAAGCAUAUGAAGAAGAUGAGGAGGGUCCAAGAACAGGGGUACAGUGUCAAACAUCUUAAAGCAAGGUGGAAUGUAUGUCAUCUAAAAUGUAAAUUUUCACAAUGAAAACUGCAUGGCUGUAAUAGCCACUGCUUGUGGGUUUUGUGUUCAGCAAAUUGAGUUGCUGCGCUGUCAGUAUCACUUUUUUUUGUAACUAAUUUAUAUUGUGUUCUUGUAGUCUUUAUAUAUAAGCAAAUGUUACACAGCUGAGAACCAACUGAGUUGGUAUACAUCUUCCUUUGCUGUAAAGGUUCUCUAUUUCACCUAUGCUAUUUAUAAGACUUGCAAUAUUCAAAAAGGCUAAGUGGAAUGUCUUAUGUAAAUAGUUUCAUACUGGAAAAUUAAUUUCAUAGAAUAAAAGAUAGCAGAAAUUACUUCUAAUAAACUGCAUUCUUCACACUUUA